AUGAGCAACGACCAGCAACAGGAACCCAUUAACCUCUCCGAUCUUGGGGCAUCUCUCCCCUCGAACAUUGCUGGUAUUUUUUAUGUUCUUUUUUAUUUUUUGCUGCAGUGGCGUGAUCUUUCUAGAUGGAUUUUGUAAAAUUUCUUGCUUUGAUUUUGUCUAGGUCUGAGUGCCGAGGACCGGGCCGGCAUCGUCACCGCUCUCAAGGUCCAGCUCCUCCCUCCAGUUAUCAUGCAUUCUUGCAGCUGCUCUCUCUAUCCGCUUAUCUGCAUUGUUCUCCUUUUGUGCUAGUGGAUAUGCAUAUCCCUAUGACGGUGAAGUUCGAUUUACACUCUUCCUGCUUGCUAUGUUUUUAUCUGACGCAGCUCUGAAUUGACGGUUGCAGAACCAGCUCCAGUCACUGGCCCGGCAGCACUCGGAUGUACUAGAGUCACUGUCGCCCAACGUCAGGAAGCGCGUUGAGGUCCUUAGAGAGAUUCAGGUUCGCUCAUUUUGUUCUCUAUUUUCAGCUAGGGUUUAAGGAUAGCUUCUGUCUAUUUUGUCUUUUAUGAUCUCAUUACACGUACGUUGCAUUGGACUGCACUAUUUCUUGAUGCUUGUCUAUGUCCCUGCCAUGUCUUUCACCGUUUCUUUAUUCUUGAUGUAAACUCCGGUUUUUUUUUUCUCAUUUAGAGGGAAAGCGUUCUCUAGAGUGAUACUGUUCGUCAACUUCUCCUCCAUGGCGAGUUCCGUUCACUUGUCUUUCAAACCAAUAUCUGCUAUCCAACAUUGAUAAUCUAAUUAUGUUCUCGGAGAUGUAGCCUAAGAAACCAGGCGAACUGCUUGUUUCUCUCUAGUAUUAUAUUCGUGUUCUUAACGAAGCAAGGACUUCGUUAGUGCAAAUGCUUUGCAGUAUAACGCCAUUCCUGAUCUCAUUUAUAUUACCACCGUCCUUUUCGUCAGAGUUCAUGUUUCUCAGCAUAACGAGGAAGGGAGUUUUUAUUUCUUGACAAUUGAUACUUUUAUGAUUCUAUUUUAUUUUUAUCAUUGUUUUUGUGUCCAACACACGUGAUCAAGACAAUAAGAUUCAUUGGAUCCAGCCAAAAGCCUCGAAAAUGACAGUGUCAAUUUUUUUCUCCUUCAAAAUUUGUCCAAUGGUUCUUGUGACUGUCAUGUUUCACUUGUUACGAGAAAUUGAAUGCCUGGGUAUGUUUUUCUUUGGUUGAUGGAUUUCUGAUAAUUUAAGUUGUGAAUCAAACGAAAUUUUACUUCAUUCCAGGUAUUGAAGCUUAGUCGUUUGCCAUCCUUUUUGUGCGUGGUCUUCUUUCUUGAUACCUUUGGGGGCUAGUUUUUUUUUGGGAUUUUUCUGGACAAUGAAGUUGUUUUUUGCUAGUCAUAACAUAUGUUUAUGAUUCUAACCUUCAUUGAUAUAUUCAUAUUAAUAUCCAACUUCUGUUGUUUCAUUGUUGAAUGUUGGUGUAGUUAACCUUUUGCGUUCCUAGUACCCUGUUUUUGGUUUUCCAAUCUCUGUUACUGUGUGAUGCAUUUUUAUGGGUUUAUCCGUUGGUAGACUUGUCUGUGCACAGUUGAUCUUGGCUGUGCACGAUUUUAGGCUGUGCUGAAUGUGAAGUUUAUGCACAUCACCAUGGAAUCUCUAUGUGGAUAUAUGUUUUGCCGAUGCUUAAAACUUGUUAACCGCCAUUCAUGUUUCUCUAUUCAUACAUUUUCAGCUAUUGUCUAAGUAGUGUGACGACCCUUCUUUUCAUCUGAUAUUUUUGAUGAUGGCUUGCAGGGCCAACAUGAUGAGCUUCAGGCAAAGUUUUUCGAGGAAAGAGCAGCACUGGAAGCAAAAUAUCAGAAAUUAUACGAACCACUGUACACCAAGGUUCAAUUAUUUUAUUGUCACUACGGAUAUCUUAUUUUUUUAAUUAUCUUGAAAAAUAUGCAAUUGUACAUAUAGAAUAUGUGUUGACUGCGUAACAAAGGGACAGGGUGACAAAGACGAGUUAUGCUUAGAGGCAUGCUUCCGUGCGUGUGCUGCGCACGUUUUAUGUUCAUUUUUUUCUAUAGACACAAAGUUAGUGGAGUGAAUUGAGUUUGCCUUUUUCAUGGAUUUUUAGCGUUUUGAGAUUGUGAAUGGUGUCGUUGAAGUGGAUGCCAACAGCACUGGACCAGGGGAAACUCCUGCAGGUGAGAAAGUGGUCGAAGGUGUGUAUAUGAGUUCUUGCGAAAAUUACUGUUGAAAACCACUUCAAAGAUACUGAUGUUAUGUGUCUACUUCAGAGAAGGGUGUACCAGACUUUUGGCUUACAGCAAUGAAAACGAACGAAGUGCUGGUUGAGGAGGCAUGUUAAUUUUCUUCAUCCAAGUUGCAUUCUUGAGACAUUUCGUGAUGGAAUUCUUAUCGUUUACGUUCAGAUUCAAGAGCGUGAUGAAGGGGCCCUCAAGUUCCUCAAGGAUAUUAAAUGGUCGAGAAUUGACAGUCCGAGGGGUUUUAAACUUGAAUUCUUCUUUGACUCCAAUCCUUACUUCAAGAACACAGUCUUGACUAAGACAUAUCACAUGAUUGAUGAUGAUGAACCGAUUCUUGAGAAGGCAAUCGGGUGCUUCUAUUAUCCUCUAGUUUUCUUCUUUGGGUAAUUUAUGUUCAUCAGAUAGAUCAUGACUGGUGGGUCCUGUUCUUCAUUGAUGCUUCUUCAGGACAGAGAUUGAAUGGCAUCCCGGGAAGUGCUUGACCCAGAAGAUACUGAAGAAGAAACCCAAGAAGGGAUCUAAGAACUCCAAGCCCAUCACCAAGACAGAAAACUGUGAGAGCUUCUUCAACUUCUUCAAUCCCCCCCAGGUUCCUGAUGAUGAUGUCGAUCUCGAUGAAGAUGCUGUAAGCCUCCUGUUAGCACUGCGUUAGGAAAGUCUUUGCCUUUUUAAGUAUGUUAAUUGUGGUUGUGAUGUCACAUCUGACCUAACUUGACAGGCUGAGGACCUGCAAAACCAAAUGGAGCAAGAUUAUGAUAUUGGGUAAGUGUGGCCAUUGUUUCUGAAGUUGCAGCAAGCUUCUGUUCAAUUUCUUUCUAUUACUAUGAAGAGAAAUUUCUCAUAUUUAUGUUAGCUCGUGGCAUUAAUGGAUGCUGAGAUCCCGCAGGUCUACUAUCCGCGACAAGAUAAUCCCCCAUGCUGUUUCAUGGUUCACCGGAGAGGCUGUCCAGGGUGACGAGUUUGAAAUCGGAGACGAAGAGGACGACGAGGACGAAGAUGACGAUGAAGACGGCGACGAGGAAGAUGACGAUGACGAGGAAGAGGACGAUGAAGACGAUGAAGACGAUGAGGCCCAGCCCAAGAGAAAGGUGCCCUCCCCUCUCUCUCCCUCGCCCUCUCUCUUUCUCUCUCUACCCUCUGCGCAAUAUCUAACCUCUCGUCGUCUUCUCCCUCUUGGAAUUUCGUCGAGCAGCCGGCGACAAGCCAUAAGGUACACUCUCCGGUCUUUAUCACCUUCCCUCUGUCAGAAGAAAACAAAGUCGCUUUUGAAUACAUUUACCCAGCUAUUCAUUUUCUCUUUGUUAUUGCUCGUAUAAGGGGACGAAGGGCUCCGGCGAAGGCCAGCAGAGACCACCCGAGUGCCAGCAACAGUAG
Messenger RNA from Spirodela intermedia, 3606 nucleotides. Lineage: Eukaryota; Viridiplantae; Streptophyta; Magnoliopsida; Alismatales; Araceae. The record is from the annotation of a GenBank genome assembly.